Ostrea edulis (European flat oyster) is the source of this 4092-nucleotide messenger RNA. Its product is annotated as dual oxidase maturation factor 1-like. The record is from RefSeq and is a predicted model, not a curated record. Gene Ontology annotation, biological process: protein transport. Gene Ontology annotation, cellular component: endoplasmic reticulum membrane. The transcript has 11 exons. The coding region runs from base 2280 to 3560 and encodes 426 amino acids. NCBI's taxonomy places the organism in Eukaryota, Metazoa, Mollusca, Bivalvia, Ostreida, Ostreidae.
CCUCGCUAGGUCCGCCCUUGGCUAAGAAGUUCAGGUAUAUGACUUUAUUUUGUUGAUUUUUUUUCGAAAAUUUGAAUAGCGGUCGUUAAAAUAUAGCUACAACUGUAGAAUGUGUCUACUGAAGAAGGAUGAAAUAAUCUUUUCCACAGGGGCUAAACCUGUUUUGGGCCCGAACCCUGUGAUACCAUAAAUAUAUAUUUAUGAUAUCACAGAAUUCGGGCCCAAAUUUGGCUUAAACCAUGUGAUCUUUUCGUAACAGGGCGAAGUCCCUCCGCGGGACUCUCAAUAUUACAUGUAUAAAUCCGUAAUACACAAUCAAUGCUCCUGCCAAAUUUCUAUAAUUCCAAUCACCUAUACAUGUAUAAAGUCACGAUAUAGAUGCUCGUUAUUGGUUAGAACGUGCGAGCACCUUUCCUAAAAAUCCAAUGAAAAGCAAAUUGAUACACUCUUGUUUGUUUUCUGCCGAUUUUCCUAAAUUACUCGAAAUCAGUCUACAGUAUAUUUCAUUAUUUUUGACAGUCGGUGAUGUGUCAGGAAAACCUGUCUAUAAUGAAUGGAUUAUUCCGGAUAUUUCAAGUUUUUAAUUCAAAUACCUGUAUAGGUAUGUUUAGUCAUACAGUUCAAUAGAACCGGUUUUGAAACGAUGUAAAAUCAGUUUCGGACGACACUAAGAGAAGUUAACACCUUUGGAUUUAUAAAUAGUACAUAUUGCUAUAAGUUAACGUGUCAACUGCUGAUCUAUAGUCCAUACUUUGGAGUCUAGCAGGGGUUUGUUAUUUUUUUCUUUAGAUUACUUUCUACUAAACUGCAUUUUUUAUCUAAAUAAGGAAAAUUCGGAAGUUUUCAAUCAUUUUACAUAUCCUCCACUUUCCACCCAUGACAGCUUUUAUUCAUCCUUGACAGGAGUGUUAAUUAGGACUCCAGAGAUGCGUAGUACAAUUAAGCAUAUUUUGAGUUUGGAACCAUAUUUAUUAAUUCAAAGAAAUUAAACAUAGAAAUAACUUGACAAAAUUCAGAGUUACCUCCCAUAAACUGAUGAUUGAAAAGAGCAGUUUGCAGAUAUCACGUGAUUUCCACGUGAAGAGAGACUGCUCGUAUUGUGGUUUGAUCCAUCAUAUCAGCAACUUGUCUUCUUUUCAAAAACAUCAAUUACUACAAGUGUAUGUUAGAUUUUUUUUUUAUGGUUGAUGAACUGUGGAGAUGUUGAUGUUUUGAGCGAUCUUAGUAACUUUAUAAACACUGACCCCUGGAUAUACCAGAGGUGGGAUCAGGUGCCUAGGAGGAGUAAACAUCCCCUGUCGACUGACCUUAGAAACAUUAUAAACACGAACCCCUGGGUAUACCAGAGGUGGGAUCAGGUGCCUAGGAGGAGUAAACAUCCCCUGUACAAACACGGACCCCUGGACACACCAGAGGUGGUAUCAGGUGCCUAGGAGGAGUAAACAUCCCCUGUCGACUGACCUUAGUAACUUUAUAAACACGGAUCCCUGGAUAUACCAGAGGUGGGAUCAGGUGCCUAGGAGGAGUAAACAUCCCCUGUCGACUGACCUUAGUAACUUUAUAAACACGGACCCCUGGAUAUAUCUGAGGUGGGAUCAGGUGCCUAGGAGGAGUAAACAUCCCCUGUCGACCGGUCACACCCGCUGUGAACCCUAAUAAGAAGUACAGUUUGAUAAUUUAUGUAAUGAAAUUAGUGCUGUUGUACAUGAAUUAUGUACCGUGUGUGUUAUGUUGUAUAUUCUGCAUUGGAUAAAAAUCAACAAUCCAUAGUCCUAUAGCUACUGUUUCAUGCUGCCCUUCGCAUUUUACUAUAAUCCACACUUACAGAAUGCAUAUAAUACAUGCUUAUUAGGCAAAUACUGAUUAGAACUUGCUGAUUUACAUGCGUUUACGCUGCAUAAUAUAAGAAUACUUUUCGUCAAUUGCACUGUGUAGGUGCUUGUACAUGCUGCUUAGGGUAGCUCUAAGUGAAUAACUGUCUGUUGCUAUCCUCUGCAUCAGUUUAUUCAUAAAUACAAUUUUAUUCAGUCUUUGGCUUUCAAUUGACUUGCAGGUAAAGCUGAACGGUACAUAAAUUAAAAAAUAAAAAUACAACAUAUAUAUAAUCUCAUUGAAUCAAAGUGGAUCUAAAGCAAUAAACCCGUUGAAUCAUUAUCUUCCAGACAGUAAUUUUCCUGUUCUUAAUCUUCGAUGUACAUUGACCUCGGAGAUCACCAGUUCAGAAUAGUGCGGAAGAGUGUCAGAUUGAUUUAUUCAGGAAGUUCGACAUUUAGUUGACCAUGGCUUCUCCGGGCCUUUUCGAUGCCUUCCGGUCCAAUGGCGCCCCGACCUACUACGAGUCCUUCAAGACUCCGUUUAUGGCAGAUAUCUUGGAAUCCGGACUCAUCUACGCUUUUGUCAUUUUAGGCUUUUCUUUCUUCGUUAUUCUUCCCGGUAUCCGUGGGAAAGAGAGAAUCUUCGCAUUCAUUCGCAUAACUGUGACGCUCUACAUCGGCGGAGUCAUAAUGUUGUGCAACUAUGGUUUCUGGGAGACGGCAGAAUCCACGGAUGUACGGACCAAAUACAAGGCGGGAUCGGCAGGGGAGAUAACCGCCGACAUCGAGGUGUUAAUGAGUCUCCGAGGCAUCAACGUCACACUGAAAGCUGAAGGAGAAAAUCGGGGACCUUUCAAUGAAACCAUCAACUACAACGAAAACUUUGACUGGAGAUGGGAACAGGGGAGACUGGGAUUUGGAAUAUUUGCUGGACGUUUCAACCAAGAGUUUCGAGCCGCCCAGUUUCGAGGUACUCCCCUACCCAUUAUCUGGAUAGCCGAAUACUUCACGUUUGACGGGGAGGGGAUCAGAUGGGGGCGUCAUUACAGACAGGCAGGGUGGUACGCCCACAUCAUGAUGUGGCUCGCGCUUCCUCUGUGGAUCCUGACAAUCAUUCUGUUCUUUAUACUGCUAAAGUAUGGAGCAUACCUAUUGAUGUUGACCGGAGGUACUAUGGUGGGAGCUAAUAUUGCUUGGGCCAGCAUUAGAAACGUGAACGAGCUUAUCAUUCCAUUCAGCGCCGAACACAAAUUGGAGUUCCAUUUCGGACCGUGUUUUUAUGUUAAUUUGUUCACAGGGAUAAUGUGCAUAGUUUUGGGUGCCGUGAUCUGGAUCCUAGAUCUUCGAUAUCCAGAAGCGAUUACAUCUUUCUUUGGUGUAGAUCCUUUACAAGCUGAGACGUUCGUGGAAGGAGAAUCAUUCGCACUAAGUAACGAGAAGAAGGGUGAUGACGUCGAACUGAGAAGAAUGGAGAACGGAGAAGCGCACGGAGACGGUUCGUCUUACCCUAUGCAAAUGGAAGAUGACGAUGAUGACGAUGAAAUUUACGAACCUCCGGUGUUCCAGCCACAGCCACCUAAAGAACCUCAUUUUGAAAAGCGUAGAUCACGUGGUCUGACACAACGUCUGCAGAAACCGAGACGACGAGCACCUCCUCCAAUUCCAGACGAGUCUAAUGAAAUGGACGAUCUCUACGAUAACACUCGAAACGAUGAGGUGCAACUUGGCAGGGGAUACCGCACAUAGACACGGAAGCGGAGGUUUUCGGCAAAGAGUUGGGCAAACUUUCGCCUGGCCGAAAAUUCUUCAUAUUAAACAUUUGUCCAUAUAAUUCAUUUGACUUAAGAUAUUUUGAAUAAGAUAUACAUUGUACUAUACUGAAAGAAACGAACACUCUAAAUGGUUAUCAGGAUUGUCUUCCAUCUACUGUAGUUUACAGUAUUUCUUUAUGUUCGCCAACUACUCAAUAAGGAUUAGGCGGAAGGUGGAAUCUAUACGUAGGAUACGAUAUGUACACGUAGUGUGAUAUAAAUCACAAGAAAAACUGAAAUAAUGGUGUAAUAAUUCUACAAUCGGUAAAAUAUCGGAUCAUUUUUUAAAAGUGAUUUUUUGUCAACAUACAGUGUGGCUAUUUCUAUGACAAGAGUACAAUUCUGAUGUGAUUUUUCUCACCUCGUUAUAUAAACAUGUAUUUAUCUAUUGUGUAGUUUGUAUCUAUCUAUCAUGGUUUGUAUAUCUUGUAAAUGUUGACUUUUAUUAUAAAAAACUCAUAGCUUUA